Ornithodoros turicata is the source of this 921-nucleotide messenger RNA. RefSeq lists its product as uncharacterized. The coding region runs from base 62 to 859 and encodes 265 amino acids. The transcript is spliced from 3 exons. The record is from RefSeq and is a predicted model, not a curated record. Lineage: Eukaryota; Metazoa; Arthropoda; Arachnida; Ixodida; Argasidae.
UGUCUUCGUCAAGGCAGCGUGCUCCCGAAGUAAGAAGAAGAAUGCACCGCCGUACAGCAUCAUGAUUGCAUUGGACAAGGACAGUGGGAUCACUGAUGGGAACUGUGACUGCCCUGUUGGGAAAGUGGCCUGCAAUCACCUUGUAGGGAAGCUACUGAAAACACGUGAAGCAGCAGGGGCUCUUGAAAAAGACACCCGGCAACAGUCUAAAAGCUCGAUGUGGCACCACGAGAGGAUGCACCGUGUGACAUCUUCGCAGUUUGGUGUUGUCUUGAAGCGCAGAGAGUGGACCCUGAAAGGGCUCCAAAACUUCACAAGUCAGAAGGACCUCUCCAGAGUACCUGCAAUCAAGUAUGGAAUCUCUAACGAACCGCUAGCCGCACAACGGUAUGGAGAAGUGCUACACAAGAUGGGCCACAAUGCUGUGGUCAGUGGUUGUGGACUCCUCGUUAACCCCCGCUUUCCAUGGCUUGGGGCAUCACCAGACCGUGUCAUAUGCGAUCCAGUUGAGGGCUCCUAUGGUGUGGUUGAGAUUAAGUGUCCAUAUUCGCUACGUGAGCACCAGGCUUGUGACCUCGCAGGGCUAGACUUUUGCUGCCGUGUGAAUGACAGUGUGCCAGAACUGAAGCGAGACCACCAAUACUACUUUCAGUUGGCUGGACAGAUGGGUGUCUCAGGUAUGAGUUGGGGUGACUUUGUUGUUUAUGGAAAAGACUUUAUUCUUAUAGAAAGGGUGAGGUUUAAUCCCAGCGAGUGGGAAGGCAUUCGAGAAGUGCUCGACAAUUUUUAUUUCGAACUUUGCUGCCAUACUUGGAAGGCACUACACGGGCCUCUUCUACGUCAUAACUGCAAUGGAUGAAGGGUACUACCGCUUAAGACUCUUGAUGAGUAGAAAUGUCAAUAAAUGUUUUUGCUACUGUU